Molecule: messenger RNA, 807 nt
Organism: Coprinopsis cinerea okayama7#130
Lineage: Eukaryota; Fungi; Basidiomycota; Agaricomycetes; Agaricales; Psathyrellaceae
Exons: 3
Coding region: 1-807 (268 amino acids)
Source: RefSeq, a predicted model, not a curated record
AUGACGACCACCGCGACGAAGGCGAGAUGGGUCCUCUACGACGACCAGCACCCAGAUGGCAGCUCCUUGCGGACGCUUACCCAGACGCAGGGACCUACGGCCCUGCAUAUCGAAAAGCCCAACACGCAGCUGAUGAAUCUGCGAGUCUCGCCUUCUCUUACACAGGAUCCAGGAUACGCGUCUUGGGCACCAGCGCUGUUCAGAACUUUACGGAGGGACAGGACCCAAUCUGGAACUGUACCCUCGACGGGGUGGAGUUGGCACCAGAGGCUAUGGGAUUCAGUGGUAAACAACUGGCCUCUCUGCGAGUCGCCACCCAUGCCGGAAGGGGAGCAUAGUACGCUCACGCUCAAUGUCACCAUCCAUCACGGAACCAGACUCCACGUCGAUCAAGUACGCUUUCUGCCUUCUACCAGUUCCAAUCUCUUGAAUCCCGUCGUGUUCAUCGAGCAAGUCGACCCAGCGGUUCGAUCUACGAGCGGCACUUGGCAGGUGAUACAAUCCAAUGCAAUGAUGACACUGGAGUCCGGUGCAACGAUGAGGAUAGACUUCUCAGGAACCAAAGCCACAUGGAUAGGAUGGGCGCCCAACGGUUAUCCAUCUCAGGGAUCAUCAACUGGAACUUAUGUUCUCGAUGGUGCAGAUCCUGCUAGGUUCACGGUCCCGGGAGUACCACCUGGAGUCGUGUCGGCUUCAAUCAUGUACUUUUCGAAACUGGCCUGUCCUCGUCAGGAGUGUACACUUCGACUUCCGCUCUACCUACAGCCUCGCGACUCGCGAGUAGUAUCCCAUCCUACGGGCACGUAG